AUGGGGAAUUCGCUUUCCGCUGAAGCGUCGGGGAGAGGUCAACGGACAACUCAGAAAUUGUCCAAACCUAAGACAGGCAAUCCUACCGCAGCUGGCCUGUUGAGUACCACUGGUCUCUCGGGUUCUACACGUCCAUCACCCGGAGCGCGACGCCUUUCAUUACCCUAUGCUCCCUCACCCACGACGGCAUCACCAGUGAUUCCCGAAACGGUUCCUACAGUCCCGGAGGUGCCGGAGGUUCCAGCAAGUGUGCUGGACGAGAAGAAAGGGUUAGAGCUGGGGAAUCGCAUAUCAAGGAAACUCUUCCGCUCUAAUACUUUUAAAGAGUUGACGGGUCGCCGAAAGAGGAGCGAAAGCAUCGAUGUGCCGAGUUCUCAGCAAGAACGCUGGUCUAGUAGGACAAGUUCGUUAAUAAAUGGGCCUGAGGAUGGAUAUAGCUACAACCCAACUCCCAUCCAAGGGAGCUUGUCGGUGAAUGUAUCGCGAACGUCGUCGAAUUAUGAUCUUGGGUCAUAUGAAGCUAAACGACUAUUGAAUCUCGUCGAAGAACCGUCUUACGAAAAUAGCUCUGUAGUUUCGGGGAAUCAUUUGUAUAUUUCGGAAUCAAUCCAUGGCGACUUUAGAGGGCGACGACCAUCAAUUCCUGAGACGACCCCAGAGAUGACUAGAGCCAACUCCGAGGCUUCUUUAUAUACACCGAUGCGGAGACGGUCCUUGAUGACUCCGGGCAUUGCCACUCGCGAAGUACCGGUGGAUCCAGGUCCUUCAAAGCCGAGGGUGAGGCACAGCCUUCCCUCAACUCCGGCGCGUCGGCGUUCUAUAGAGUCGUUGGGUGACGAAGAGGCUCAUUUUCCUGCUCUAUCGAUUGACCCGAAUCUCAUACCCCGUGCUCUUACUCCUUGCGAAGCAGAAUAUAAGCAAACAGGUGCUUUUAAGCUCGGCACCCUCCGAAUUACCAAUGGCAGUCCUGCACGGAGUCCUGCUCGUAAACCUGAUGAAAAGAUGAAAUUCGGAGACACUGAAAUGCUGUUAGAUGGUGAGCCGACGGGCGAUUAUUUUGAACCGAAGAAACUUUCUCCUAGUUUGAGCAUUAAUCCUGAUAUCCCGAACACAGCUUCGACUCCAUCUCAAAAUUCCCAUACAGAUGCAGCAGUGCCUCCGAAUUUUGUUGAACCUGAGGCGUGUCCCCAAUUUCCAGCUGAUCAUCAAUCUAGCAUACUAUUACAUGAUGAACAGCUCAAGGUUCCUCAGAUGCAAGUAACCAGCAAGCAUACGGCUAUGGAAGAUGAGCUGUUUGACGAUGAACAAAACGAAUAUUCUUCCGUCGAAGUUCUAGAUGUGCGGAUAGAUACGAACGCGAAAUCCGUUCCGCGCCCAAAGGUGGCACCCGAGAAGAGAAGUUCGAGAGAAAUUAUCAGAGCAGAUAGUGGUAUCGCAAGUCCGGCGUCAGAAUAUUCGCACGUGCCUUUGUCUAAGGCAGAUUCUGGCUAUAGCUCUAGCAUUUCUCUUCGAUCGCUCUCUUCGAAGCCAUCGGCUGCCGAAAAGGAUCGUGCUUCGGAGAAAGAAGUUGAAGCAUUGGAUAAUGCCAAUAUGAAGCAAGGCGAAGAUAUUGGGGAAUCGAGGGUUGCGAGUCCUACUACUGCGGUAGUUGCCGCUACACCAGUCGACGACGCUUCCCCUCCACCUGUUCCAAUUAAAGACCCGCAUCUUCUAGCUCUAGCUAGCCCAAGAGGAACCUGUGACCUGUCCCUUUCUGCUCAGAAAAGUUUAAACCCUACGUUACCGGAUAUCUCGAACCAUAUUCUGGCGCCAAAAGGGAACAUAUCGCCAAGUAACAUCCAAAUUCAAGCCAGUCGAAAUUUGAAGAUUUAUCGAGCAAAUUUGCAUACGUCUAACUCUUCCUUGAGAAUUGGUAGUGGUAUCCGCAAACCCGGGAAACUCCAAAGGUUCUUAAGUGGAAGUCGAGCACCGCUUACUGCUUAUAGCACGCAUCCUACUGACCACGCAAGCGUACCUGCUGUCUCUAGGGACUUGCAAGCUAGACUGCAGACGCAUACGGGAUCCACGCCGAUGUCAUUGCGGAGACUAACUUUAAAGUCUGCAGCUAGCAAGGAGACACUCGGGACCAUACUGAGCGUAGGAAGCGCAGAGCUCCUUCAAGAUGAUGAUGUGUCUCCAAAAAGCUCAGUUGGCCAACUAUGGACUUCAGAUCGGAUUCAAAGAAAACCGAUUUCUCUUAAAUCGACACUUACACAUACGACUUCAGUUUCCACAAAAAAGCCGAUUCCCCGGAAGCCUGUGCCUAUUCGAAUCAAUGAUUCUAGCGUAACCGGGCCGUUGACUACGUCCCCGAGAGCCAUCGAUGAAAGCUCCGGAGAGAACGAAACAGGUCAAACUACAUCAACUCAGGUUACUGGAAAAGAUACAGAGGGAGAUGGUUCUAGCCAUCUUACAGAUGGCAAAAGAGAAAGACACUCUGCAUCUUUUCCUCGGCUAACGGGACCGAAUGCUAUGGCAAGCCACGUGAAGGAAUCAGGGACGACUAGUACCGGUGCUAGGCACGGCUACGAAUUGGCUCAGGGCAAGUCGCAUCCACUCACAUUCCUUGAACCUCCACCAGCCGUACCCAAUAUUAAAUCUUCUAAAAGUCCUCCUCCGGUAAGUAUGAGGACUCGGAACAUGAAAUCUCGACGGUUCUCCGCCCCUAUAAGACCUCAGUCAACUCCGCCCGAGAUGAGAUGGUCAGGGCGGCCCUCAUAUCCUCGCAGGGAAAGCCAAGAAGGCAAUGUGGAAACUUCAGAUUUUAUUGGUACCUCUACGUUGUAUCAUGCUGCUAUACCUAGGAGUUAUAGCCAGGGAAAUUUACGUAUCUUUGAUCCGGCACAAUUAGGCGACGAGUCUUCUGCCAUACCCACAGCGAACAAUCUGCGAACUAUGAGUUCGAGAUUCGAUGCUGUAAAAGCACAAGUGCCAAAUUGGAAUGUUCAAGCAGAUCACGGACCUACUCUUUCCCGACCGUCAUCUUCCGAUCACCUACAUAACCGUCGAGGUUCAUUCGGUAGCCAGUCUAGUCAACAACACUCGUCGACCACAGACCCAAGUUCCUUUCAACAGCAGCAGUAUUCACAUUCUAAUCCACCAUCACUACAUCAUCGAUCUAGCUACGACGAAUAUAACCUCAUACCUCAAGAUAGUUGCGUUAGAGAUAAUGGCCCCUAUCCAUCGAUGCCUCGCAACGGGCAGGCAGUUGUUUCUGACCCCUGGAGUGGUCGAUCGAUGUCGAUGCCGCAGCAAUGGGACCAAGAACUCAGCCAGCCUGUUCGGCACCCUCCAUACGCUCCCCGGCGUCAUCAAAGGCACCGGAGUUUAGACCAAUACGGGAAUCCUAUGCCUUAUCGAGUUCUCCAUUCUUAUAAUUCCCCCGCCUACCGCAACGUCCCAAUUUGGCGAUGA
Molecule: messenger RNA, 3453 nt
Organism: Annulohypoxylon truncatum
Lineage: Eukaryota; Fungi; Ascomycota; Sordariomycetes; Xylariales; Hypoxylaceae
Exons: 2
Coding region: 1-3453 (1150 amino acids)
Source: RefSeq, a predicted model, not a curated record